This is a messenger RNA of Symbiodinium sp. CCMP2592, 1089 nucleotides long. The record is from the annotation of a GenBank genome assembly. NCBI's taxonomy places the organism in Eukaryota, Dinophyceae, Suessiales, Symbiodiniaceae.
AUGCCACGCUCGGCCACGCCGCCGGGUGCCAUCGGCACCCGCCGGUCCAACCGCAGCAGGGCGCUGGAGCUUACCGAUCAGAAGGAGCAAGCAACGGUGGCGCAGCAGUUCCUGCAGGCGGCUGCCGAUGGGUUGGCCACUGGUGCCGUCUCCGCUCUUCGGAAGACCUUGCCGGCUGGCCUGCGCCCUGCAGCGUCUCGCUCGCCCAGGAGCAAGAGCAAGGGCCGGAAAGAAGAGACUGUCCGGCGACACUCUGCUCAUGCCUCAACGAAGGCGCGGAGCAAUACUGGAGGCAGUGCAUCGGCCUUCCUCUUUAACGACGAGCGCAGCGAGCGUCGUGCUUCGUCCAUCAGUGCAGCCACCGAAGCAGCUGUGCAAGCCAUUGCUACAGAGAUCCUGGAAGCACAGGAUGUCGCAGCUGUGCAGAGGAAGGCGGCACCGCAGUCCAGCCAAGAUCUGUGUCAGGCGUUAGCGCCUCGAACAGAGCCACCUGACCCAUGGGCUUCCAGUGAAUCAGAUGCCGAAUCCGACGCCUCGCAGAAGGAGUCAUCGGCGUCAGCCUCCGCAACUCUCUCAGCGCCGGCUCUUCAGGAUCAGGCUACUGCCUCGAUCUCGACCAUCCGGAGCCGUGGCUCCUCCUCCCGACAGUCUGCAGAGCCCGAAGGGGAACCUUUAGAGCUACAACGAAGUCGGGGGAGGGAACCACGUGAGCCGCGGGAGCGUGACGGAGGACCGCGCCAAAGUUCUGCGUCACCGACAGACGCCGCCCGCCUUCACCGUGCCUUAAGCCAAGUUCAGACCUGCGCUUCGAAAGGCCACUUCUCCGAGGCGAUUCAAGCGUGCUUGCCAGCUCUUCACGGCCCGCAGGAGGUUGUGGAUAUCGUUGGCAGCCUUUUGGCUGCCUGGCAGGCCAGCAUCAAGAAGCAGAAACGAGCCGCUCGGCACAGACAUUCGCAGCGUGAGUCUCUUCGCACGUUUGCAAAUCCCGCUCCACGAAGCUUGUCCACGGCAUGCCACACUGCCUUCCGUCCACGCUUUACCUGCCAGGAACAACAAGAUGAAAUGGAGGCUUUGGUGUCUGAGGCGUGA